Cygnus atratus (black swan) is the source of this 1758-nucleotide messenger RNA. It is a transcript of the gene TP73, whose product is annotated as tumor protein p73. Gene Ontology annotation, biological process: apoptotic process; protein tetramerization; regulation of transcription by RNA polymerase II. Gene Ontology annotation, molecular function: RNA polymerase II cis-regulatory region sequence-specific DNA binding; DNA-binding transcription factor activity, RNA polymerase II-specific; protein binding. Gene Ontology annotation, cellular component: nucleus. NCBI's taxonomy places the organism in Eukaryota, Metazoa, Chordata, Aves, Anseriformes, Anatidae. The transcript is spliced from 12 exons. The record is from RefSeq and is a predicted model, not a curated record. Bases 1 to 1758 code for a protein of 585 amino acids.
AUGCUGUACAUCAGCGACCCGAUGCAGCAUUAUACCACGUCCCAGUUUAAUUUGCUCAACAACAGCAUGGAUCAGAGCAUCGGCAGCAGAGCAGCCUCCACCAGCCCCUACAGCUCCGAGCACACCUCCAAUGUCCCCACGCACUCGCCCUACUCGCAGCCCAGCUCAACCUUCGACGCCAUGUCCCCAGCUCCCGUCAUCCCCUCCAACACUGACUACCCGGGUCCCCACCACUUCGAGGUGACCUUCCAGCAAUCCAGCACAGCCAAGUCGGCCACCUGGACAUACUCCCCCCUGCUGAAGAAACUCUACUGUCAGAUCGCCAAGACAUGCCCCAUCCAGAUCAAGGUGUCCACCCCGCCGCCCCCGGGCACCAUCAUCCGGGCCAUGCCCGUCUACAAGAAGGCCGAGCACGUCACAGAGGUGGUGAAACGCUGCCCCAACCACGAGCUGGGCCGAGACUUCAACGACGGCCAGUCAGCCCCAGCCAGCCACCUCAUCCGGGUGGAGGGCAACAACCUCUCCCAGUACGUGGACGACCCCGUGACGGGACGGCAGAGCGUGAUGGUGCCCUACGAGCCCCCGCAGGUGGGCACCGAGUUCACCACCAUCCUCUACAACUUCAUGUGCAACAGCAGCUGCGUGGGAGGAAUGAACAGGAGACCCAUCCUCAUCAUCAUCACCCUGGAGAUGAGAGAUGGCCAAGUCCUAGGAAGGAGGUCGUUUGAGGGACGGAUCUGUGCCUGUCCGGGCAGGGACCGGAAGGCCGAUGAAGACCAUUACCGAGAGCAGCAAGCCCUGAAUGAGAGCGCAGCUAAAAACGGCAACGCCAACAAACGCACGUUCAAACAGAGCCCCCAGGGGAUCCCAGCACUGGGGACUGGCAUUAAGAAACGGAGACACGGGGAGGAGGAGAUGUACUAUGUGCCUGUGCGGGGCCGGGAGAACUUCGAGAUCCUGAUGAAGAUAAAGGAGAGCCUGGAGCUGGUGGAGCUGGUCCCGCAGCAGCUGGUUGACUCCUACCGGCAGCAGCAGCAGCAGCUCUUGCAGAGGCAGAGUCAGCUGCAGACGCCUUCGUCCUACGGUCCUGUCCUCUCCCCUAUGAACAAAGCCCACGGAGGAGGAAUCAACAAGCUGCCCUCCGUCAACCAGCUGGUGGGGCAGCCACCGCAGCACAGCUCCAGCUCGGCGCCCAGCCUGGGGCCCAUGGGACCCGGAAUGCUAAACAGCCACCCCAUGCAACCCAACGGAGAAAUGAACGGGGGCCACUCGUCCCAGUCCAUGGUCUCGGGAUCACACUGCACCCCUCCUCCGCCCUACAACCCUGAUCCCAGCCUCGUCAGUUUUUUAACAGGAUUGGGGUGUCCAAACUGCAUCGACUAUUUCACCUCACAAGGGUUACAGAAUAUUUACCAUCUGCAGAACCUAUCCAUAGAGGAUCUCGGAGCACUGAAGAUCCCGGAGCAGUACAGGAUGAUCAUCUGGAGAGGUCUUCAGGAACUCAAGCAGAGCCACGACUACGGGGCCCAGCAGCUCAUCCGCUCCAGCAGCAACGCCUCCACCAUCUCCAUUGGCAGCUCCGGCGAGCUGCAGCGGCAGCGCGUGAUGGAGGCCGUGCACUUCCGCGUGCGCCACACCAUCACCAUCCCGAACCGCGGCGGGGCCGACGAGUGGGCGGACUUUGGCUUUGACCUCCCAGAUUGCAAGUCACGCAAACAGUCCAUAAAAGAGGAAUUCACGGAGGGAGAGAUCAACUGA